Monosiga brevicollis MX1 is the source of this 2058-nucleotide messenger RNA. RefSeq lists its product as uncharacterized. The transcript is spliced from 8 exons. Gene Ontology annotation, biological process: vesicle-mediated transport. The record is from RefSeq and is a predicted model, not a curated record. Gene Ontology annotation, cellular component: cytosol; endocytic vesicle. Gene Ontology annotation, molecular function: guanyl-nucleotide exchange factor activity; small GTPase binding. Bases 1 to 2058 code for a protein of 685 amino acids. NCBI's taxonomy places the organism in Eukaryota, Choanoflagellata, Craspedida, Salpingoecidae.
AUGCUUCUCUGGAAAAGGUCACUGACACAGUCUCCACCUCUGGCUCGUCCUCCGAAUCUUGUCUCUAUCCCCUCUCUGAGUGUCUCUGAUAUCCACAAAAACUCUCUAAAACGUCUCAACGCCACGCACAAAUCUCUGAUUUUGCCUUACUCACAAACCCUGGCGGGCUUGGAUCUGGCACCCCAACUCGAAUUCAGCCCGUACAAGAUGGCGGGCAUACCUCCGUCAUCCCCGUCGCUCCUGUCCGGCUACGGUGGUGGCAACUCCAACUCCAACUCCAACAGCUACGCCAACAGCAACACCAACAGCAACGCCGCCCUCUACGACCUUUUUGAUCCCCUCGCAAACUCCAACACUCGAGCCGCUGCCGCUGCCGCCAACGUCAACCUGGAUCCCGCCAGCAACGCCAACAAUGCCAACAUCAACACACGCCCCGACUCGGCCCCCCAAUCACAUCCCUCCCAGCAGCAGCAGCAGCAGUUUCACCCGGCUCACGCUGCCCCGCAUUCGCCGGCCUCUUCGACCGGCUUGAAUCCUCAUCAACCAACCAACCCCAAUACUCCCAGCUCCACAGCCGCCACAAGUGAUCUAUUUGGUGAUCUGCUCGGCACACCACGCCAACCCGUGGCUGCCUCCUCCGGUGCCGCCUCGACGGCCGGCUUUUCAGACCGCGUCGCCCGCGUCAACGACCUCAACGAUGAACGCGAGAGCGUCGAUGCCCACCAUGGCGAUACCGCCUCCACCCGCAGUGCCCUGAGCCGCAGCCCGCACUCCCUCGGUGGUUAUCGGGAUGGCAGUAACACCCCUUCUGAAGAUGAGGCCGCCGCCAGCGACACCUCCCUCGCUGCCCCCCAAGAUUCCACCCCGCUCACCACCUCCCACGAUUCACCUCCAUCCUCCACCUCAAACUCGACCCUCCCUGCCCCCGAGGCUGCUCCCCCAACCCCGGCCCAAAACUCCCUGCUCCCUGAUAACAAUUCCACCCCACGCUUCAAUUUUCAGGCCUUUCUGGCUAAGAUGCGCGAACCCUCGGCCAGUACCCUCGUCAAGCCCAUUCGCGACUUUAUCGGCCGCUUCACUCAACCCGUUCACAACCCAGACGAAGCCGUUCAGCCCAUCCGCGACUUUCUCGACAAGAUCAACCACGAUUUGGCCAAUCAUGAGCUGUGGCGCGAUGCCACGGACGCCGACCUGGAAUACGGUUACGAAGGCAUGGAAAAAUACAUCAUGAGCAAGCUUUACCAAUACGUCUUUCAACCCCCACACUCGGAUGACGUCCAUCAAGAUCAGGCGCUGACAGAUCGCAUGAAGAUGCUAGCCUUCAUCAAACCCGAGGUGAGUUUUAUGCCAUCACGUCUCGAUGCACUGGAUGCAGUGCGCCAUGGUCACAAGGUCACCUUCUUCUUUGCCGUCUCCCAGCACCUCGAAAUCUCGGCUGCCGUCACCAACCAUGAAGCUGACCUGGCAGAGGCUCAAACUGAACUCAUCAAGAUUGAUUCUUAUCGCUCACCUCGCGACAAGCUUCUUGGCGAGGCUGGCUACUAUCUGACCAACAUGCAAGGAGCUGCACGGUUCAUUCAAACCGUGGACUCAUCCCAGCUGGCCAUUGAACGAGAGGAGUUUGAUAUGCACCUCAAUGCCAUGUUGGAGGCCAUGCAUGGAGAUAGCAGCGCCCCACCCGUCUCUGGCCCCGCCACUCCAGCGUCCUCCGCCGUUGCCUCGCAAUCAGGCGUGGGGGGCGGUGUUGCUAACAAGCAACGACCAACCCGUCCACCGCCGCCACGACCGAAUGCCGGACCUACCAGCGAGGAACUCCGCCCACGCGCCGACUCAAUCAUGGCGCACCACCCAGUCACACCUGCACCCGCGCAGAACGCAAGGCCUGCUGCCGCCGCCGCCGCCGCUGCCACUGCCGCUCGUGGCUCGGGAAGCAGCGAACGUCGCAGCACCCCCACCUUUUCUCUCAAUCAGCAUUGCCACACACUUCUCAUCAGACACAUGGUGGUUUUGCGCACUGCACUUCUGGAACUGCGCCUGUGUGUGUGCAUAGUUGGUUGA